This is a messenger RNA of Aspergillus ibericus CBS 121593, 248 nucleotides long. RefSeq lists its product as uncharacterized. Bases 34 to 195 code for a protein of 53 amino acids. The transcript has a single exon. The record is from RefSeq and is a predicted model, not a curated record. NCBI's taxonomy places the organism in Eukaryota, Fungi, Ascomycota, Eurotiomycetes, Eurotiales, Aspergillaceae.
GGCCUGCCAUCGUAGGGUGCAAUAGUAAAGUGCAUGCCUCGGGAUCAUCCUUCCCGCAUGAUUCUCGAUCUAGCCUCCUUGGGGCAAAUCGGGUUAGUUAUUCCGCAGGAACAACCGGCGUAUCAACCCUCCAAUCCUGAAUAUCAUCCUUCUGCUCCUCCCCUCACCACAGCCCUGGAGAUUGGAGAACCCUGAUACGAGGCGUCCGCAUCGGCAGGUGCUCAGACAUCGUUACCCCUCCCCCUCCU